This is a messenger RNA of Aspergillus tanneri, 2415 nucleotides long. It is a transcript of the gene MEF1, whose product is annotated as elongation factor G. NCBI's taxonomy places the organism in Eukaryota, Fungi, Ascomycota, Eurotiomycetes, Eurotiales, Aspergillaceae. Gene Ontology annotation, molecular function: GTP binding; GTPase activity; translation elongation factor activity. Gene Ontology annotation, biological process: mitochondrial translational elongation. The record is from RefSeq and is a predicted model, not a curated record. Gene Ontology annotation, cellular component: mitochondrion. Bases 1 to 2415 code for a protein of 804 amino acids. The transcript has 4 exons.
AUGAGGUGUCCUUCUCUUACACGGCUGCAAUGCCAUACUGUCCCUGGAAUUGUCAGAUCUCCCGUCCGUCUCCAGUCUCAGAACUUCCUGUCGCAACGGUUGCGAUGCGCGUCAACGGCAACUCUGCGGACACCCACUGCUGCUCAAGCUUAUCAGUCUGUGCUGAACAGGCGGUUACAACAGAGAAGGAAUGCCUCGUCUUCUUCCGCCGCUGCUGUUCUUGAAGCCGCCGCCGCGACCCCGGAAACCUUGUCCCAAGAGGCUAUCAUUGAAAACCUCAAUCCUGUUGAGGCGGAGCGUCUGUCCAGAGUUCGGAAUAUUGGUAUUGCUGCACACAUUGAUAGCGGCAAGACCACAUGUACGGAGCGAGUCCUCUUCUAUACAGGUCGUAUCAAGGCCAUCCAUGAAGUCCGUGGUGGCGAUAAGGUUGGCGCAAAAAUGGAUUCCAUGGAUCUGGAGCGUGAAAAGGGUAUCACUAUUCAAUCCGCUGCUACAUUUUGUGACUGGGUGAAGAAGGACGAUGAAGGCAAAGAGCACAAGUAUCACUUUAACUUGAUUGAUACACCUGGACACAUUGAUUUCACAAUCGAAGUGGAAAGGGCGCUGCGUGUCCUCGAUGGCGCGGUCAUGAUUCUGUGCUCUGUUUCUGGUGUUCAGUCCCAGACGAUCACCGUCGACCGUCAGAUGAGACGUUACAAUGUUCCUCGAAUCUCCUUCAUCAACAAGAUGGACCGCAUGGGUGCCAAUCCUUUCAAGGCUAUUGACCAAAUCAACAGCAAGCUCAAGAUGCCCGCCGCAGCAGUCCAAGUGCCUAUCGGGGCUGAAGACGAAUUCGAAGGUGUUGUCGAUUUAAUCCGAAUGAAAUCCCUGUACAACGUUGGUCCUAGCGGUGAAGAGAUUGCGGUGAAGGAUGAAAUCCCCGAGAAAGUCAAGAGUAUCGUAGAAGAGAGGAGGCGAAUGCUCAUCGAAACUCUCGCCGAUGUUGAUGAUGAAAUGGCAGAGCUUUUCCUGAGUGAAAUUGAGCCCACUGAACAGCAGAUCAAGGAAGCCAUUCGCCGCGCGACUAUCGGCUUGAAGUUCACUCCAGUAUUUAUGGGCUCUGCUCUGGCAAACAAGUCUGUACAGCCCAUGCUGGAUGGUGUCGUUGACUAUCUUCCUAAUCCAGCCGAAGUGCAAAAUCUCGCCCUCGAUAAGAAGCGUGACGAAGCCUCGGUGAAGCUCGUCCCUUACAAUUCUCUCCCACUGGUCGGACUUGCCUUUAAGCUCGAGGAAAGCAACUUCGGCCAGUUGACCUACAUUCGUGUCUACCAGGGAACCCUGCGCAAAGGCAUGAACGUGUUCAAUGCGCGAAACGAUAAGAAGGUCAAGAUCCCUCGGAUUGUGCGAAUGCACUCGAAUGAAAUGGAAGAAGUCUCUGAAAUCGGAGCCGGUGAAAUCUGUGCCGUCUUUGGUGUUGAUUGUGCCUCCGGUGAUACCUUCACGGACGGGCAGCUGGGCUACACUAUGUCGUCUAUGUUCGUUCCUGAGCCUGUCAUUUCGCUAUCUAUCAAACCCAAGAGCUCUAAGGAUGGUGCCAAGUUUUCUAAGGCCAUGUCCCGUUUUCAGAGAGAAGAUCCUACCUUCCGAGUGAGCUACGAAGCCGAAAGUGAACAGACUCUCAUCUCUGGAAUGGGUGAAUUGCACCUUGACAUCUACGUCGAGCGUAUGCGCCGUGAGUACAAUGUUGACUGCGAGACCGGGCCUCCCCAGGUUGCUUACCGCGAGACCAUUGGCCACCGUGUCGAGUUCGACCACCUUCUCAAGAAGCAGUCGGGAGGUCCUGGUGACUAUGCCCGUGUGGUUGGCUGGUUGGAGCCUUCGGAGAAGCUUGAGGAGAACAACUUCGAAGAACAGAUCGUCGGUGGCAGCAUCUCUGAGAAGUUCCUCUUCGCGUGUGAAAAGGGUUUCCAUCUCUCUUGCGAAAAGGGUCCCCUCAUCGGACACAAGGUGCUUGGAACUAGGAUGGUCAUCAACGACGGUGCCACCCACAUGACGGAUUCAUCAGAAAUGUCUUUCAAGAACGCCACCCAACAGGCCUUCCGCAAGGCAUUCGUGGAGAGCAACCCGUCGGUUCUCGAACCCAUGAUGAAGACCGUAGUGACCGCGCCUGCUGAGUUCCAGGGUGAUGUGAUCUCACUCCUGAACAAGCGCAAUGCCACCAUCAACGACUCCGAAGUGGGCGUCGACGAGUUCACCGUGUAUGCUGACUGCAGCUUGAACGGCAUGUUCGGCUUCAGCAGCCACCUGCGUGCUGCCACCCAGGGUAAGGGUGAAUUCACCAUGGAGUUCAGUCACUAUGAGAAGACGCAGCCUCAACUCCAGAAGGAACUCAUCCAGAAAUACCUGAAGGCCCAGGCUGACCGACACAAGAAAUAA